Messenger RNA from Fonsecaea monophora, 1449 nucleotides. RefSeq lists its product as hypothetical. Gene Ontology annotation, molecular function: sulfite transmembrane transporter activity. The record is from RefSeq and is a predicted model, not a curated record. Gene Ontology annotation, biological process: transmembrane transport; sulfite transmembrane transport. Bases 1 to 1449 code for a protein of 482 amino acids. Gene Ontology annotation, cellular component: plasma membrane. Lineage: Eukaryota; Fungi; Ascomycota; Eurotiomycetes; Chaetothyriales; Herpotrichiellaceae. The transcript has 7 exons.
AUGCCUGAAGCUCCGUCUCGACCGACUCGCCCCAGGACGCUGACCAGACUUGUCACUAAUGCUGCCGUUUCCCUACAAAAGACCCUGAGUGGAGGGACCGCCGAAGAUGGCGACAUCGCAUGUUGGAACCCGGCUCUGGGGGACGGCCCUGAAGUUACCUCUCUCCCACCAGCUUCUCGUUUGUCGACGCAGGAUGGCAAACAGAUGGCUCUGGAGCUUAGGAAAAAGGGUGAGCUGGGAUGGAGGAAAUAUGUCAAGUACUUCACGCCGUCCUGGUUCACGGUGACCAUGGGCACCGGUGUAAGUGCCUUUCCACUCGCCAAGUUGAUGCAAAUUCCUGGACACCACAAGGUCGUGGCGAGCCUCCUCAAUCAAUUCCCAUACAACGCAAGAUGGUUGUAUUGGCUCUCGGUCAUUGUGUUCUGCCUGAACAUCGGUCUCUUCGCCUUCUUCAUCUUCGUGUCCGUUCUCCAGCUCGUUCUGUUCCCCAAGGUCUGGAUCACUAUAGUCGAGCGGCCCAAUCAGGCAUUCUUUCUGAGUAGCAUACCGGUGAGUCUCGGGACUAUCGUCAACAUGCUGGUGUUUGUGUGCGCUCCUUCGUGGGGCAGAUGGGUCAUUUACCUUUCAUGGGGGCUAUGGAUGGCCGAUGCAGCCAUCUCACUGCUGUGUGCCUUGUUCUUACCCUUCCUGCUUGUGAUCAAACGACAGGAAGAGACUCCCCUGUCGACGUUCACCGCACUGCAGAUGUUCCCCGUCAUCGGCACCGUGGUCGCAUCCGCCACCGCGGCAUUGGUUGCAAAUGUCUUGCCCAACGACGAGCAAGCUUUGGCCACCGUCAUCAUCGGCUAUGUCCUUUGGGGCGUAGGCGUUCCUUCUGCAAUAUUUAUCCUCGUCAUCUAUUGGCAGCGUCUGACCAUCCACAAACUCCCGCCGCGCGAGGUCAUUGUUUCUUGUUUCAUCCCCUUGGGUCCUUUGAACAUGGGUGCGUUUGCAAUCAUGAAGCUCGGAAGCGUCGCGAUGAAAGUGUUCGCUUCGACCAAGACCAUCCACCCUCUGGCCGGAGAUCUGGCGUACAAUUUGGGAGUGCUUCUAUCCUUGGUCCUGUGGGGGUUCACCUUGCUGUGGCUUUUUCUUGCCGUUGCAACGAUAUACCAUUGCAAGCACUUCCCGUUCAAUAUGGGCUGGUGGGGGUUCACCUUUCCGAUCGGCACCUUUGCACUCUCGAGCAAUACCCUCGCAAAAGAGAUACCCUCCAAGUUUUUCCGCGUCAUUGGAUCUAUAACCUCGGUUUGCGUAUUCCUGCUUUGGAUACUGGUCGUUUACGCCACCCUUAGAGAUCUCAUCACGGGCGGACAGCGACUAUUCAAGACACCUACAAGAGCCGCCCCCAAUAUCGAUGAUAAAGCGCCCGACCAAUUCGACGACGCAGCCGAGACCAAACUCGUGUGA